AUGACAUUUGGAAUUCCUGAAUUUGCCAAAUUUCCACCAUUUUAUACAAUACAACUGGUAGACAAAACAAAAAAUCAGCAACUUCAACUUUGGUCACAACUUAUAUUAAAAUAUUGUGAAUGUAUUAAAAAACCAAUAAUGAAACAGUCAGAGUUCAACAAACUACCAAUUUUUCAUAAUGAAGAACUUCAUCGAACAUUAAGUGAAAAUGGAAUUGAAUUAGUUAAAGAAUUUAUGGUGAAUAAUAACAAAAUUAUAGACCUAAACAAAUCUAGUAAAUUAAUACUUCUUUAUAAACCACUUAGAGAAUGGGGAAAAGAGUUAUAUGAAUAUGGAAAUUCUAAAGGAUUAAUUGGACAAUCAGAUACAUUUUUUUCAAUUGAAAAUGAUAAAGAAUCUGUUUUUUAUCAAAUGGAUGAUGAAUUACUAAUAGAAGGAUUAAAUUCAAUUAAAGAACAAGGGAAAAUGAAAUUGGUUCAGCAUGAAGGAGAAUAUGGAAUUUUUUGGUUGAAAUAA
Molecule: messenger RNA, 516 nt
Organism: Entamoeba histolytica HM-1:IMSS
Lineage: Eukaryota; Evosea; Mastigamoebida; Endamoebidae
Exons: 3
Coding region: 1-516 (171 amino acids)
Biological process (GO): protein transport to vacuole involved in ubiquitin-dependent protein catabolic process via the multivesicular body sorting pathway
Cellular component (GO): ESCRT II complex
Molecular function (GO): structural molecule activity; protein homodimerization activity
Source: RefSeq, a predicted model, not a curated record